GGGUUUUGCUCCUCUCAAACCCAUGGUGAAAGUGAAGGGUAUUGGGCGGUUAGUGUAAAAUGGGAUAGGGUUACAUGUUUUAGUUAAAAGGGUAAAAUCGUUAUUUCAAAGUCUCACUUAACAUAGAUUGACGUUAGGGGGUGCGAGCGUAAUAUGAUAUGCAGGGGUGUCUAUCUAAUAAUGGCAUUCUCUGGGGGUGGCACUGUAAAUUUUCCUUUUAAUAUUCAUACGGAAAAAAGAAACAAAAACCCUAUAAAUUCAAACUGUUCUGUAGCUGGCAACCCAUCAACCCAACCAUGGCUUCAGCCCCAACAGCAGUUUCUUCCUCAAUCCUUUUCUUUACUCUCUGUCUCUCUCUUUUUCUGUGAUGUUUCUGCAUCAGUUCUGAAGGGCAAUGGAGAUCUGAUUCAACAAACGUGUAAGAAGACAGACAACUACACACUUUGUGUAUCUCUGCUUCAAUCUGAUCCUCGCACUGCAUUGAAGUCCAACCUCAAUGGCCUUCUUAAUAUUUUCAUCGACAUUGCGAUCAAGAAGGCAGCUAGUAACAAAUUGUACGUCGACAGACUACUUAAGGCCGCGAAAGACGAAGAAUUCAAGCAAUUUCUUGAUCUAUGCAAGAACGGCUAUGUGCAUAGUAUUUCCCAUCUUCGAAAAACUUUACCUGAAUUGAAAUCUAAGACAUAUAGAGCAUUGCAGGAUGAUUUGUUUGACGCUCGAUUGGCUGGUGAACAAUGCGUAUUUUCAGGUCCCAUCUGUAAUGUGAAAUUGUAUAGCAGAAAUGAAGAUUUUGAUCACUUGUGUAACUUUGGUUUGAAGGUUGUGGAUCUCAUUUAUCCUCUCAUUGAUCCAAACCAUAAGCCUCUUUUGGUUUAAUGAUGAAGAGAUAUAUGUAAUAAAGAUUUUGGCUAAAUAAAGUUUCUGUUCUCUCCUCUGAA
Messenger RNA from Macadamia integrifolia, 938 nucleotides. RefSeq lists its product as uncharacterized. The transcript has a single exon. Lineage: Eukaryota; Viridiplantae; Streptophyta; Magnoliopsida; Proteales; Proteaceae. The record is from RefSeq and is a predicted model, not a curated record. The coding region runs from base 154 to 876 and encodes 240 amino acids. Gene Ontology annotation, molecular function: enzyme inhibitor activity.